Messenger RNA from Acanthochromis polyacanthus (spiny chromis), 11183 nucleotides. RefSeq names its product C-myc promoter-binding protein-like. Gene Ontology annotation, biological process: regulation of Rab protein signal transduction. The record is from RefSeq and is a predicted model, not a curated record. Lineage: Eukaryota; Metazoa; Chordata; Actinopteri; Pomacentridae. Gene Ontology annotation, molecular function: protein binding. Gene Ontology annotation, cellular component: cytoplasmic vesicle; ESCRT I complex.
GUGUGUGUCGGCGGAUUCCCAUCACAACCAAGAUGGCGGCGGAGCGGACAGCCGGCUCGGCACACUGACUGACAGAAGAAGCAGCAGCAGCAGCCUCGCGCGGUCUGUUGGACGGCUAACGGUUCGGCUCCGGUUGAGGACAGAGAAAAAAGAAACACACAAAUUAACGUCAACAAACAGCGACGACACCCGACACUUCAUCGUGUCGGUAAUGCAACAGCACCGGUAGACGACGGACACCGGCCGAAGUUGUGUGUGUGUUUGAGGACCGAUUUGACGUUCACAAGCAGGGCAGUCGGUUGGGAUGGGAAAUGAUGGAGGACAAAGGCCCUCGUGUAGCCGACUACUUUGUGGUGGCCGGUCUGACGGAUCCGUCCAAGCCGUUGGACCAGGAGAUCCACUUCGAUGAUGUUUGCCACAAGACGGCCAAGCCUAAGGCACCCAUCACCGACGUGGCUGUGGUGAUCCGCUCGAUGGGCGAGGAGGUGCCGCCAGGGUUCACCUGCAUAGAGGCGACCCCAACCGGCCAGUCGGCUGAUCUCAACAACGGCGGCCUCAUGGCGCCGCAGAUCUUCCUGUGCUACAGACGAGGCCGCGACAAGCCUCCACUUACUGACCUGGGUGUUCUGUACGAGUGGAAGGAGCGACUGAAGCAGGGCUGCCACCUAAUCCAGACCACACCCGCCGGUCGUCCCGCCAACAUCAGCGGAAACUCCUCCCAGCGCAUCUACGUCACCUACCGCCGGGCGCCCGAGAGCCAGCCUCACGCCGCCCUGGCCGUCACCGACAUCUGUAUCAUCAUCCCCAGCAAGGGGGAGACGCCGCCACACACCUUCUGCAAGGUGGAGAAGAAUCUGAACAGCAGCAUGUGGGGCUCCUCUGUCUACUUGUGUUAUAAGAAGUCUGUGGCCAAAACCAACACAGUAGCCUACAAAGCAGGCUUGUUCAGCAGAUAUCCAGAGGAGGACUACGAGUCUUUCCCUCUGCCAGAGUCUGUCCCUCUCUUCUGCCUUCCCAUGGGGGCCACGAUCGAGUGCUGGCCGGCUAACACCAAAUACUCCCUCCCUGUUUUUUCCACUUUUGUCCUCACUGGAGCCUCUGGAGAAAAGGUUUACGGUGCUGCCAUCCAGUUCUAUGAGCCCUACCCUCCGGAGUGUCUGACCGAGCAGCAGCUCUCCCAGCUGGGUCUCCUGAGCCCAGACACCCCCUCCACCUCCAGCACGGCAGCUGCUGCCCCCAACAGCACCACAAACAGCAGCACCACAAACAGCAGCACCAGCCCUCGCUCGGUCCACACCAACAAGUGCAUCUGCCUGCUCUCCCACUGGCCCUUCUUCGACGCUUUCCGCAAGUUCCUCACAUUCCUCUAUCGCUACUCCAUCUCUGGCCCUCACGCCCUGCCCAUUGAGAAGCACAUCUCUCACUUUAUGCACAAAGUUCCCUUCCCAUCAUGUCAGAGGCCUCGCAUCCUGGUGCAGCUUUCCCCUCAUGACAGCCUGAUGUUGAGCCAGCCGGUGUCUUCUCCUUUGCCUCUCAGUGGCGGUCGGUUCUCCACUUUGCUCCAGAACCUCGGACCAGAGAACGCCGUCACCUUGCUGGUGUUUGCCGUCACAGAACACAAGAUCCUGGUUCACUCGUUACGACCGGCUGUUCUGACCAGCGUCACCGAGGCUCUGGUGUCUAUGAUCUUUCCGUUCCACUGGCCGUGCCCAUAUAUUCCUCUGUGCCCCCUGGCCUUGGCGGAUGUGUUGAGCGCCCCGUGUCCGUUCAUUGUUGGAGUGGAUUCUCGCUACUUUGAUCUUUAUGAUCCACCACCGGAUGUGAGCUGCGUAGACCUGGACACAAACACCAUCUUCCACAAUGAAGAUAAGCGAGCCCUCACGUGGAAAAUCCUGCCAAAGAAAGCCUGUAAAAACCUAAUGAAUGUGCUGAGCAAUCUCCACCAGCAGCUGGUUGAUGGUCAGUGCCGGCCUGACGGGCUUCUGGAGCUGAGUAUGAGCGAUACGUCAGAGCUGAGCUGUGGAAAGAGUCUCCACACUCUGGAGCUGGAGAUCCAGGAAGCCUUCCUGCGCUUCAUGGCAGCCAUUUUGAAAGGCUACCGCUCCUUCUUGCGACCGAUCACCCAGGCACCGUCAGAGAAAGCAACGGACGCCAGCUCGCUCUUUGACCUACAAGGGUUCUUGAAGAGCCGCGAUCGCUCGCACCAGAAGUUCUACUCACUAAUGACCAAGACCCAGAUGUUCAUCCGCUUUAUCGAGGAAUGUUCUUUUGUCAGCGACAAAGACGCCAGCUUGGCCUUCUUUGACGACUGUGUGGACAAGCUUUACAAUUCAGAACGGAGCGCUGAUAAGGGAGGCAAGGUGGACGGUGACAGGCUGGAGGAGACCAGGCUGAUAGAGAUUGAUGAAUCCCAGCGCAGCGAGCACACAGUCUUCAUCACACCUCCAGAGCUGCCUCCGCUGCCCGACGGGGAGGAAUAUCCACUGUGCUACAGGUACGAUGGUUUUCCAGUGUUGAGCCUUGACCUGUUUGACCCGGUGGAGGGUCUGCGGACCCCUUCAUCCCGCCUCGCUGCCAGGCACAGCUGCCCCACCAGCCCUGCCCCCAUGUUCAGACGCACUAAGCAGGAGAUCAAAUCAGCCCAGAAGAUCGCCAAGAAGUACUCGUCCAUCCCUCAGCUGUGGUCCAAGUGCCUCCUCCGUCACUGCUAUGGUCUGUGGUUCAUCUGUCUGCCAGCAUAUGUCAAGGUUUGUCACUCCAAGGUUCGGGCGCUUCGCACAGCCUACGAUGUCCUCAGGAAGAUGCAGGUGAAGAAGCUGCAGCCCCCUGAUGAGGUGUGUUACCGGGUUCUGAUGCAGCUGUGUGGACAGUACGGUCAACCUGUCCUGGCUGUCAGGGUCCUCUUUGAGAUGAAGAAGGCUGGAGUUCACCCCAACGCCAUCACCUACGGCUACUACAACAAGGCGGUGUUGGAGAGCACGUGGCCGUCCAGCACCAGAGGAGGAUAUUUUCUGUGGAUGAAGCUGAGAAAUGUCAUCCUGGGCGUGGCGCAGUUCAAACGGGCGCUGCGACGACAUGCACCCCUCACCCAGAGCCCUCUGUCAGAUGGCAGCGACCUGGAUGCUGUGAGUCACGGCAGCCUGGAUAGCUCUGCCGACACUAACCCGGCCGACGCCCCCAAAGUAGACCCCACUGACGAUAGAUCUAGCACAGUUGGCCGUGGGGGCGGCAGCGUGGGCGCCAGGGCCCCGGUGGCACACUGGGGGGGCUGUGAGCUCAGAGAAGCCACCCUCCACCCAGGAGAUCAGUCAGAUUUGGGUUAUAACUCUCUGUCCAAAGAGGAGGUUCGCAGAGGAGACCACACCACCCAGGACUCCACCGCUGACAAAGAUGACAAGAAGGAGAGCGACUGCAGCUCCUUGUCAGAGACAGAAAGUGCCAAAGGAAGCAAAGACUGCCUCCCUCAGCUGGACUUGGAGAUCAACUCCUCCUUCAAACCCCGCGGCAUCGUUCGCAGCAGUUGUGCAUUUGACGAUUCAGCGAGUAAACCCAAAAGCUCUGCCAGCGCAGGUCACGUUGCAGGCCUCCUCUUCACCUCCUCUCUGGAUGAGAUCGGUGAGGUUCACACCAACAGUCUGAUCAGGAGACAUAAGAGCGCUCUGGAGGAGGUGGUGGGCAGCGCCAGCAGCGGCUCGGCUCUGGACUGGCAGGGCGUGAGGAACCGUCGGCUCAGCGGCGACACGGUGGCCAGCAGCGGCAGCGGAACCACCGUCCUCGGUCUGGGAAUGAGCCAGGGUGAAACCGACCCAGAUAAGAUCGCAGGACACCUGGGAGCAGAUGCCAAAAUUCUCUCUGGUGCCAACUUCAGUAAGAGUAAGAGGCCCCACUCGCUGGUUCUCAGUGGGCUGGAGGGGGCGGCUGCAAAGGCAAACACUGCGAGAAGUCAUGUGGAGGAGGAAGAGGAGACGGAGGGUCAGGACUCCAGUGAUGAAGACAGGAGCAACAUGGAGGCCAUUUUUGAUUUGGAGGAUCUGGAUUUAGACAAACCUGCCACAGGGGUGAUAACUCACAACAAACCUCACAAGAAACCUGUUGAACGUAGCGCGAGUUACGGUGGGAUGACGUCCAUGACACCCAGAGGGGCCGUGAAGCGAACCGGCAUUGAAACAGGCUUCGAUCCUCUUUCCCUCCUGGCAGCAGAGUCCCAGUCUGAGCAGCAGACUGAGGACCAGGACCCAGAGGGGGACGAGGUCAGCACCCCAAGCGCACGGAGACACCUAGCCCGGGAGAUCGAGCUCUACAUGAACCACAUGGGAAGCCCUCUGAGCAGCCGGACGCCCAGCAUGGACCUCCAGGACCCAGCCAGCCCCCUGCUGCUGCACCCCUCCACGCUCCACACCCCCCGCAGAGCCAGCCUGCCCCACAGCUCCCCCCUCAGGACAGCCGGUGUACCGCGCUCCCGCACCUUCCAGCCGCCCUCGCCCUCCCAGCCCAUCUCCCGCCAGCGCCUCUGGUCGUCACCUCCCUGCCGGAGCUCCAGCACCACCCCCAGCCCCAGCCCCCGGCCCAGCCCCUACAGGGAGAGGGCCGACCGGAUGAGCCUGGCGUCGCCUUCGCCCUCCUCUUCCUCCUUCGCUCUGGACACUCUGCUCACACCAACGCUGGACGUGUUCAAGACCAGCAUGGUCUCUGCAGGGAAGGGUGUCGCAGAGAAGGCGAGCCGCUGGUACUCACGUCUAGCCACGUAUACAACACCGACCAAGGACGGACACAGCGACCACCUCAGCGUGUCGUCUGUCGGUGUUGGAGAUCCAGACUAUUCCUCUCUGCUGGAUGAGAAUGACUGUGGGGAGUUUGGGUCCUCCGUCGUGUCUCCACAGAGGAACGGACCCGUCGGCCCCACGGGGCCCCGCAGGAGCCCCAGACGAAGCCCCCUCCGGAGCAGACUGGACAGCCCAACUGCAGGCUCCAACCAUGGGAGACCCACAUCUCUGAUCCCUGGAUGUGUCGUCUCUCCACCAGGCUUCCCUCUGCCAGACAAAUCAGACCUCGGAUCUUCACGCUACACCAGCAACACCAGCAUCUUCAACAACUACGCCAUGGAGCUGCUGAUCUCCAGCUGUUCUCGCUGCAAGACGUGCGACUGUCUGGUUUACGACGAGGAGAUCAUGGCCGGCUGGACGGCCGACGACUCCAACCUGAACACCACCUGCCCCUUCUGUGGAAACCCCUUCUUACCCUUCCUCAACGUGGAGAUCAGGGACAUGAGAGGACCCGGCAGACUUUUCCUGAAGGGCAGCCCAUCGGUGGAUGAGGCGAUGACGUCCUCCUACUCAGCCUCCACAGGUCUGGACACCGGGACGUCCACUUUGUCCACUCCUUGUCCCACCACAGUGAUGUCGUCUCCGUCACCGCUGAUCGCUGUGCAGGAGUGUUCAGGAAGGACUCGAUCCACCAGAGCUCAAGGCAUCAGCAUCCCCUCAGAGCGCCGGCAGGGGGCGCUGUCCUCUGGAGCUCCGAUGGCUCGAAGCGUCAGCGCCUUCGGUCCUCUGGAAGAACCGCCGAGGUUCAACCGCUGCAUGCCGACGUCAGGAAGUCUGCCGAGCCGCCUGAACGAAGCCACAGACCCCCUCAGUAUGGAGUGGCGCCUCCACAACCCUGAGCCGGUGACGGUUCCUUAUCUGAGCCCGCUGGUCCUGUGGAAGGAGCUGGAGAGUCUGCUGGAGAACGAGGGCGACCCGGUGAUCACGGAGGCCGACAUGGUGGACCUUCAUCCCAUCAUCUACUGGAACCUGGUCUGGUACUUCAGACGCCUGGACCUGCCCAGUAACCUGCCGGGACUCAUCCUCACCUCGGAGCACUGCAACGCCGACUCACAGGUUCCUCGUCACUGGAUGUCUGAGGACAGCAAACACGUGUUGAUCCAGAUCUUAUGGGACAAUCUGAAGCUGCACCAGGAGCCGAUUCAGCCCCUUUACAUCCUCUGGAACACUUACAGGCUUAAUUGUACUCUGUUGUUAGAGAAUGUGGGCUACCCUCUGAGCCGGCCGGUACCGGAGGAGGAGAAGCCGUUCACAGAGGAUCUUCUGCAGGGCGUCGUGAAGAGCAUCCAGAGGAACGACGUGGGCCGGCCGAUGGCUCAGCUGCUGCAGCUGCUCGGUCACACGCUGGGAGUCAAACGGCAAAGGAGUUUGUACAGAGACAUCCUGUUCCUGUCGCUGGUGGCUCUGGGAAAAGACAACAUCGAUAUCGACGCCUUCGAUCGAGAAUACAAACUGGCCUACGACCGUCUCACGCCCAACCUGGUGAAACUGACUCACAACUGCGACCGUCCUCCGAGCACCGGAGUCAUGGAGUGUCGCAGGACGUUCGGCGAGCCUUACCUGUGAAAACACUCGUGGACGCUUUAAGACCAGCUCAGGAAUCCUGCAGGAGGCUGAAUGAGGAACUAAAGGUACAGAAAACGUGUGUGUCAGCGACAUGUAGCUUCAUCUACAGACGCUAACAAAGCCACACUCUCCUGGUUUCUCUGGAAAUCCUGUGAAAAAUCUACUAAAAAAGAAACUGUAAAUACAGAGGCAGCAGUAGAGGAAGUGUUUUUUUUAAAAAGCAACAUUUAUAUUGUAUAGUCCAGCAUCACAUGAAGACUAAUAUUAGCAGUAUUUUAACUUGAACUCUAUUUAUACAAAGUCAGCUUUAUUUAUUGUAGCGUCUGUUGUCGUGGUUACCGUCCUGUGGUCGCUGCAGCGCCGCCGUCGAGGAGUUUUCACAACACCUGAAAAACUCACCUCACUUCAGCGGAACAAAACGUCGCUUCAUGUGUUCAGUGUGUUUGAAAAGACGAGUUUCUGUGAUUUAGGAGUUGGAGAAUCAGAAAACAAAAACAUUUAAAGACAGUACAGAAAAAUAACAGCCGCUCUGAUUAUUAAUGCCAAAUAUUCACUGGUUCUGUCUGGACUGUUGGGCUCCUGUUGUCCUCAUUUACCACCACCAAAAAAUGUUUACUCUUCUGAAAAUAUUCAAAAAAUUUAGCAAAAAAUUCCCCAAAUUUCUGAAAAUUUGCAUUUUUGAAAAAUCCCCCAAAUUAGACAAGAAAAUUCUUGUAAAUUUUUCAAAAAAUGAGUAAAAAUCUUCCAAAAAAUCCUAAAAAUAUCUAAAGUGAUUCCAUAUAUAUCAGUAAAACUUGUAAUAGUUUUCUUGAACAUUCACAAAAAAUCAACCAAAAUCCAGCAAAAUUCACUGGAUUUUUUGUGAAUGUUCUUAAAGAAACAUUUCCUUUUACAUUUCUUUUCUUACACCAAAAAAAAGAUCAAAAAUUUCCCAAAAAUGUUGAAAAUGUGGAUAUAAAUAUAUUUUUUCCACAUUUUAAAACGGGUCAGUUUGACCUGCAGGACGACAUGAGGGUUAAAAUGAGGAAUGAAAAGGACUAACUGUUUAAAACCCACUUUUUCAGUGUUCAUCCAUCUUCUGAAAUCAAGCGCUUUCUGUGGAGCUCCUUGUUCUGAACAUUCAGCAGCACGGAAAUCUUGUAAUUAUUUAAAAACUUGAUCAGUCUUUGAAGUAUUUCAGAGAGCAGAGGCGAUGAUGCAGCUGAUUUAAUGAAAUAAAUGACAAUUAGUUUCUAGUUUUGUGGACAGAUUUUAACUUUUUACAAGUUCUGAGACAUUUUCCGUGGCGUUUGCAUCGUUUUAUUGAAUAACAGCAUACAUUUGACUCCCUGCGACUUCUUUCUUCUCCCCAAAAUUCAAUUUAAGUUUAGCAUUUGCUGUUUUUGAUGUAGAGACACCUUAAGACUUGCAGAAAACCUUUAAAACACUGUAGGAGAAUAUUUCAAAGAGAAAAGCAGCUAAAUACAGUUUUUGCUUUUUAGAAAUGCAGCACUGAACCCUUUAAACCUACCACUGUGCACCAGGACAUGUUCUUUAGUAGUGCAGUUUUUAUUUUUAUUUGCUUUACAUCAGUAUAACCCUUAGAUCCUCAGUUUUAAUAGUAAGUAUUGACUUAUGUCUUCGUAACUACUGCAAUAAUUGCUGAAAAGUCCAUCCAUCCAUUCUCUAUACACCGCUUUAUCCUCCCUAGGGUCUCGGGGGGGGGCGGCUACAUAUACAGACAAACAAUCACACUCACAUUCACACCUACAGGCAAUUUAGAGUAACCAAUUAACCUCAGCAUAUUUUUGGACUGUGGGAGGAAGCCGGAGUUCCCGGAGAAAACCCACGCAUGCACAGGGAGAACAUGUAAACUCCAUGCAGAAAGAUCCCAGGCCCACCCAGGGAUUUGAACCGGGGAUCUUCUUGCUGUAACGCCACAGUGCUAACCACUACACCACUGUGCAGCCCUGAGAAGCUCAAUAAACGUAAGAAAAAAAAAAUAGAAGUGACAGCUGUAUCUCUCAGAUCUGUAAAUGUAAAAAGUUGCUCAGCAUCCCGUGGUUUUGUUUCUGAAGGUUUUUGUUGUGCUUUAUUGUGUAUUUUUACAAACCCAUCACUGCAAUGAGACAGUGCUCUGAGACCUGAUUAAUGUGUGAAAUAUUAGUCUAACUCCCCAGAUUUUCUAUGUAAAAACAGUGAUCAUCUGUCUUAUCUGCUUUUAAAUCUACUGAUAAUCAAAUGAAAAUGCAGUCGCUGGGCCUCCACCACGCUGGGCUCUACAUGAAAACAUGAACCUGCUUUUUAUUUCUGUUUACAUUCUCUACAGUUAACUCUGACUAACAUAUUAACAGUUAAGUUUCCAUUUUUAUCAGAACGUUUGCUGUUGGGAGAAUAUUGAACUAUUUAUUAAACUCUGCAGCAUCAUCGCUCUGCUCUCUGAACCUCAGAUGAUUAAUAACCUCCUUUAUCCUGCAGUAAAUCAAAUUUAUGAGGUAAAAUCUUCAUUUGUUCCUCAUUUGUCUACACGGUACACUUUCAUACAUACUAGUAAGUUUUUGGUUUUGUUUACAGAAACUAAUAUUUCAUCAUCAUGUGAACUUUUUGUCAAAGCAAAUAUCAGAGUUCCUGUUAGUUUUACGGUUUGUUCUAAAUAAAGAGAAGCUGCUCUGGAGAAAAUACUGAACCAAAUAAUCUGCCGUCAUUUGCUCUCCUGUGUGGGAUCAGUGUCGGUGCUGAAACAGCGUUUAGCAGGUGAUUUAAGGAAAAUCCUUUUACUGGCUGUUUUUUAUGGUUGAGAGCAUCAGUUCUGUCAGUAAAUGAUUAUAUGGAACCAAAAACGGAGAAAAUCUGGAAACCUGUCAACAGAAGGACACAAAACUACAACAAAAACUAGUUUAUCUACAUUUAAACCAUUUUAACUGGAGGGUAAACCCAAAGUUGGCAAAAAAAAAUGUCAGUAAUAAUCAAGUAAACUGUAAACAACAAACUGUAGAAAUAUGAAUGAAUUCUCUGAGAUUCCUGAUCAUUUAUUUAGGCAGCAUUUUGUGUCUAAAUCCAGCAUCUGACUGAAGCAGCAUAUCUGACUGGAUGGUUUAAAUGUUUCAUAUCAGUCACAGAAUUAUUUUAAUUAAUCCUGAACCUCACAGUUGUUCCUGUUUUCUGCUUAUUAAAAAUCUUUGGUUUCACAUUCAGUAAAACGCCACAGAGCAGCAGAUCAGCCAGCUCCAGCUCCUUCAUAUCACAUUAAAACCUUCACAUUUUACAGUUAACAUAUCAAACUGCAGACAGAACUUCUUCUGCUUCCUUUUAUCAGUUUUAUCGUCCUAAAAACAGUUUAUCAAAACAUUCUGCUGCUUAAAUCUCAAAGUUUUCCCAAACCAGAUCCAUAAACACCAGCCGUGUUUCCACAAGAAAACCGGAAGCAAACGUUUAAAUUGUCAGAAAAACAUCAAAGUAAAUGUUAAUUAGGCCCGUUUUCACUAAAUGUUUUGGAGCAAAUAAACUCGCUAGAAGGUGGCGCUGUAGGAUCAUUUAUGGAUAACUAAAAAGCAGUGACAAAAUCUGGAAUAUCAACCACUAAAAAAGACUCAGAAGAAGAAACAAAACAUAGAAGUCUGUAGGAAUUAUUGUUUGUGUGACCUCGCACUGAAAGAAACUUCUAAUUCAUCAUGCGAGUUAAAUGUUCAGUAAAUUAGAAGUUUAAUCAAAAAACAUGUAAAGCAAAUUAAGAUUCUGACAAAUUUGGGAAGUUUUUCUGACUUUUGCUGCCUUCACUGACUUCUUGUAACGAUACACAUAAAAAUAAGUUCUGGAAACACGACUGGUGAAACUAUGAGAGUUCAGAUGCUGGAUUUAAUUCUUAAUAUUCAUCCGUGUCGUCUCAACAACAACAGACUUUGUGGAGCCAAUGAGCUUCUGUGUUUUUGUUUCCUGAACACACUCAUCCAAACAAACAACCCGUUUAGUUUCUGUCAUAAUCUGAUCUGGUGUCAGUAAAUGUGUGAAAACCUGCUGCUUCAGAGCUCCAACUCAGCCGUCUGUCUAAACGGGAGCUCAGAUCAUAGUUUUAACACGUUUCUCUCAGAAAAACGUGUUUGAAGGUUCAACGAUGAUUGUUGCUGAAGUCUAGAAACACUUUAACAGGACAGAGAUCAGCUGUGAGCAGGAAACGUUUGAUUUACCACGCAGUUUGUAAAAGUAUAAAACAGAAAUGAAUGUUUGUAAAUGUGCAUCCAUGUCGUUUUUCUUUGGGACAAACUGGAUAAAAGUCAUUCAGUGUUUCCACUGAACACGUUUGUUUUGGGUUGUUGAGCCUUUAAAGACUUUAAACCAAACCAACUGGACAGAACGUUACUUUAGCAGCUUGUUGUUGUUUGUGUGUAUUAAUCAGUGAUUAACGACUGUCUGGUUGAAGGAGGACCUGAACCCUGAAGGUCUCAUGAGAUUCAACCAAGUGUGAGAUUUACAGCCGAAGAAACCAAAACUGGAAAAGUCAGAAAGCAGCACUUUGCUCCUUUAAAUAAAAAAAAACAAAACGACCUUUAAGUGUGAAAAUGUCACCGAGCAGCAGGUCGAGGAGAAACUCUGAUGUCAGCAGCUCAGAGGAGCUGCCUCCAUCUGUGGAUUUCUGUUAGAAAAUAAACAAACUCUGUACAAAUGAAUGAUUUUACAGAAUCUGGGCCGUGUACAUUUUAAUCUGCCCUUUGUAUAAAUCUCAUUUUAUAACAGUUUAUUCACACGUGUGACGCUGAAGGUUCUGUACAGCAAAACAUCUACAGACUGUUGAACUGUAAAUAAAAUCACCUACACUCA